CUUGGUUGUAGCGUGGUUGAAAUUUAUCUGAAGUUGAUCGGCAAACGUGGAACCUUUUCAAUUAACAUGAAGGUUAAAAUUUUACCCGCUCUUGAUGAUAAUUACAUGUACUUAAUUAUUGAUGAAGUUACUAAAAAUGCAGCUAUCGUAGACCCCGUAGAACCUAAAAAAGUCUUAGAAGCCGUAGCAGAAGAAGGUGUGGAAUUAACAACAAUUCUAACCACCCACCAUCACUGGGAUCAUGCAGGCGGAAACUCUGAAUUAGUUCAGUUGAAGAAAGGACUUAAAGUAUUCGGUGGAGAUGCCAACAUUGCUGCUUUAACUGAUCGAGUCAGCCAUGGUAAUGAAUUUAAAGUUGGCUCCUUGGAAGUUAAGUGCCUGCUUACCCCUUGUCAUACUAAAGGUCAUGUGUGCUAUUUUGUCGAAGAUAAAUCCGGCGGCCCUCCCGCAGUGUUUACUGGAGAUACACUGUUUUCUGCAGGAUGCGGAAAAUUCUUCGAAGGCACACCUGAUCAAAUGUAUACUGCAUUAGUUAAAAUUCUGGGUUCUCUACCGGACAAUACUCAAGUUUACUGUGGACAUGAAUAUACAGCGAAUAAUUUACUUUUUGCAGCUCAUGUUGAGCCUAAUAAUGGAGUAAUUCAUCAUAAGCUUAUAUGGGCAAAAAAUAAAAAAAGUGCUGGUGAACCGACUGUACCAUCAACGAUUGGUGACGAAAAGUCUUUUAAUCCUUUUAUGCGUGUGAAUGAAGCUGAUGUGCAAAAACACACAGGCGUUUCUGAUCCUGUCGCUGUGAUGGGUAAAUUGCGUGAUCAGAAAAACAAUUUUUCUGCACGAAUAUAAAAAUAGAUAUCUACUUUUGGAUAUUACGGCAUUAUGCUGUUGAACUAUUUCUAUUCCAAUAUGUGUUACAAGAUGUCAAAAAAAAAAAAAAAAAAAAAAAAAAAACAGGAAGAUUAGUAAAAGCAUAAUUUUUUUCACAUAUUGUAAUGAAUUUCAUUCAAAUAUUCAAGAUUUUUUUGAAAUAUUUCAUGUGUAUAGCUCUCAACCUUAUCAACCUAUAACAAUUGCAGUUAUUUAAAAAUAAAUGCUCAUAGCUUAUUUAAAAGCAUGGUUCAAAUGCUAGUUUAUUGAAGUUUUGUAAACAAAUUAUCAUAGCAUACAUAAAUUAUAUCUAGAUAUUUUCAUUUAUUUUCAAAAAAAAAUGAUAUUUUAAUUUGUUUAUAGCUUGAUGUAGUUAUGUUUGUUGUUCAUAUAUUUCAGUUAUAAAUUAACUGUAUGAUGCCAAUACAUAUUUAAAGUUCAAAUUUUAAAUAAAUUGUUUCAAACCGAGAAAUUGGCAUUGAAGAAUAGGCUUUUGUCUCAAGUACAAAUGAUCCUAUCUGCAUAUCAAUUCUUAAAUAAAAUGUUCAAUUUAUACCAAUUUCUUUUAAUUCCUUUUCUUAAACCUCCCAUAUUUCUUUUU
Messenger RNA from Uloborus diversus, 1465 nucleotides. RefSeq names its product hydroxyacylglutathione hydrolase, mitochondrial-like (gene tzn). Bases 67 to 843 code for a protein of 258 amino acids. The record is from RefSeq and is a predicted model, not a curated record. The transcript has a single exon. Lineage: Eukaryota; Metazoa; Arthropoda; Arachnida; Araneae; Uloboridae. Gene Ontology annotation, molecular function: hydroxyacylglutathione hydrolase activity.